ACUCUAUUUUCUGUUUUCGGUCUCGUGAGAGGGUUCUCCACUCUGGUUCUUACUGUAAUCUUCAAGUGCCAAAAUGAGCGAGGCAAGUGGAAGCGGUGAAGUAGCCGCAAGACCAGAUUACGCUGUAUGGGACUGCGUGAUUCCGUACGUAAAGGAACCGCAUGAUCGGGCUUCGGUUUCUCUGGUGUGCAAACAGUGGCACAACAUUGAUUCCCUCACGCGAAAGCAUGUCGCUAUUUCACUGUGUUAUGCCGCCACUCCGGACCUCCUCUUGCGGCGGUUCCCUAACCUCGAGUCGCUCAAGCUCAGGGGACAACCACACUUUGCUAAGUUCUUCCAUAUUCCUGAUGACUGGGGCGGCUAUGCUAAGCCCUGGAUUGAGGAAAUUGUCAAAUCUUUCAAAAAAAUGAAGGCGCUGCAUCUUCGUAGAAUGAGAGUUAAGGACUCGGACCUUAAAUUGAUUGCUGCUACAGCAAUUGGAAAGGGUCUUGAAGUGUUGAAACUUGAUACUGUCGCUCUCUCCGGAGUUUGAGGACCUUGGAUAUGGAAGGGAGCGAAAUAAGUGAGUAUGAUGGGAAAUGGCUACAUGAGCUUGCUCUGAACAAUAAAGUUCUAGAAAAUUUUAACUUGUUGAGCAACCUUGGAGUCGAAUCUGGAGACCUUGAACUGAUAGCCAAAAACUGUGCAUCUCUUGUCAAGGUGAAAAUUUGUACGGAUACUGAUAUUGCUGACCUCGUUGGUUUCUUCUGCAAUGCGGCUGCAUUAGAAGAGUUUUGGGGGGGCUUUUUUGACAUACCACAAGAAGAUGGUGUAGGUGAUCAAAAUGCGCUCGGUGGUAGCAUUUCCCCAAAAAUCGUGCUCCUUGGGUAUUAUGCUCUUGGAGAAUCAAGAAUUACCGAUUGUCUUUCAUUUUGCUGCUCGACUUAAAAAAUUGGAUCUGCACUCAGUUCUGCUUGAUAUGGAAGGUCAUUGUCAAUUAUUGGAAAGGUGUCCCAACUUGGAAAUGCUCAAGGGAAGGGACAUGAUUGGAUAUAGAGGAUUGGGAGUUGUUGCUCAGAAUUUUAAGAAAUUGAAAAGUCUAUGGUUAUGCGGGGAUGAGAAUUACAACUUAGAAGCCAUGACUACAAUGAUUACACACGGGAUUAAUUCUUUUGUCACAGGGAUUCCUUGAAUUGGAAUUCUUAGUUUUUACUGCAUCCGACCUCACAAAUGCAUCCCUAGAAAGUGUAGGCACGCACUUGAAAAAGCUUUAUAGAUUCCGUUUGACAUUACUUGAAAAUAAAGAGACAAUAGCAAAAUUUCCGCUUGAUAAUGGAGUUCGAUCAUUGUUGAUGGGUUAUGAUAAACUUACUGGCCUUGCUUUGCAUCUUCAGCAUGGUGUCCUAACAUAUGUGUGUUUCAGUUAUAUUGGAAAGUAUAGUCAAAAAGUGGGAUGCUUUUGAGUUUUGUGGAAUCUGAUAAUGCGAGUAAGGAAUUUUUCGAAGGCUUACCUAGCCUCCAAAAGUUAGAAUUGAAGAGAUGCUCCUUCAGUGAAGGUGCAUUAGGAGAUGAUAUACUACGACUACCUUCUUUGAGGUAUUUGUGCGUUCAGGGAUACAUUAAGUCCUUGUUUAUUUCAUAUUAUUUACUCAUUAAAAUAAAAAAUAUGAUUGUUAUCCAUCACAUCAAGUCACCAUAUUUGAAAAUUUAUCUAUUGUGUGAGGCUUGUAAUGACUAUAUUUUUUAUUCUCAUUUUUAUAUUAAUGCGGUUCAAACGGGACUUAAAUCUGGAGCUGAUUGGAAUAACGUACAUAAGAAGCGUCUAAAAUGGAUUACUAAGUUCAUUUCAACAGCACAAGACUUCGCCAUUCCUAAUGAAAAAGGAGAGGAUGCAACCAUUGAGAUUGAAGGCCAAAUUCUGGCUUAUUAUUCGCUUGCUGAUCGGAGAACAGAUUUUUUAUCUACAAUUGUGGCUUUCAUCCCCAAGGUUACAAUCGAUGAGUAAAUGUGCAAACCUUUGAGAUCCCUUCAUGUAAUUAAAACUCCUUACUAGUUGAGAUACUUUCUGUUCUGAGUUCAGUGCAAUAAGUUUGCUUUCUUAGGUGAUAGGAAUGUAAUUGACCCAUUGCCACUCUACCUUUCAUUUGUAUAGCAUUUUGAUGUGUUGGAAUGUUUGAUGUCUGGUAAUACUUGGAAUUGUGGAUUGGUGCAGUAAAAUCUUAGCUGCUAAUGAACACUUGUGUAGUUUUAACAUGUCGAAUGAACAUUUGUUGUGAUCCAA
Messenger RNA from Olea europaea var. sylvestris, 2260 nucleotides. Its product is annotated as coronatine-insensitive protein homolog 1b-like. Bases 74 to 532 code for a protein of 152 amino acids. The record is from RefSeq and is a predicted model, not a curated record. Lineage: Eukaryota; Viridiplantae; Streptophyta; Magnoliopsida; Lamiales; Oleaceae. The transcript has 3 exons.